CCAAUAGUAAACUACAUGCAUACUCAAGGGAUCCGUGCAACUGAGCAGAUACACGGAAAAUUCUCAUUGAAACCAGUGCUGUCGGAAAGUUACUUUGAAUUCUUUCUGCUUUGUUUGUGAGUAGGUUCUUUAUGAUUUAGAAACAACUGAUUCAUAAAACGGGAUAUCUGCGGUGCGGAAUAAACGCACGAGGCGCAUCAAGAGGUUGCGGCACGUUUCGCUCUCGCGGCAGAGAGCAAAUGCGAUUCAUUUAAAAGGGAAUUAAAUAUUGCAAAGCAGAAUUUUGUGUUCGUCAUCUGAGUGAUUUCGAUGUGGAUAUUCAAGGACCAAAUAUGCCCACACAAAAUUACUUCAAGUGGACAACAAUAUGCUAGACAGGAGCCCCAAAGUCUCCCAAAGGAAUAACAAGACGUGCACGUAAUCGUACAGACCAACAAAUGGAAACAAUUUACCUAAAAAGUUAACUUUUAAUCUGUUCCACGUGAGCACAGGAAUGGCAAACUCUCCGGUCACUCAGUGGCUACAUAUGUUCAUGUUGUGCAUAGGCUGUGCGUCUACAUGGUUUAGUCGAUCAUCCACUGCAUCUCCAACACACAACCAGCGUUUGAUAUGUUGGCAGGCCAUCAUGAAGUGCCAAGCAGAGAUGGAGUGCCACUUCGCAUAUAGUCAAUACGUGCACGCGUGCGGUCCGGUGUUAAACGGCAACAAGAAGAAAUGUCCCAGUCACUGCAUUUCGUCCAUAAUUCAGCUCAACCUCACGGUGAACGGCCCGGCACUGGAAGACUGCGAGUGCAACUCGGACACCAUUUGCGAGAAGACCAAACGAGCCAUCGAGCCAUGCAUGCCCAGAACCAGCCACAUGGGUUGCACCGAAGCCCGCAAGCAGUGCGAGAAGGAUGCGGAGUGCAGCACCGCCAUGCGGGACUAUUUGUAUCACUGCAGGAAACUUUUCGGGGAAGAGCGGUGCUCCGAUGACUGCCGGCGGGUUAUCACUAACAUGCGCGCGAUCCCUAAAGCCCAGAUGCUGGAUACUUGCGUUUGCGACGGCACGGAGAGGACUAUAUGCGAGUAUAUCAAAUUCAGCAUGAAAAACUUUUGUUUUAGCGACAGCAAUGCCGGCAGUGGCUUUUCAGAUUUAGAGGAAGACUCAGAGGAUGAGUAUGGGACUGAUUAUGGGGAAGAUGAGAAUGAUGCUUCGGAAUUAAGGCCACGGUAUAUUUUUACAGCGGCGUUUACUAUUUUGACCUUUUUUAUAUUGAAGUAAUACAAGUUUUCGGGAUUUAGCAACUAUUAGCAACACCCGUGCCCCGUGACGCUUGAUUAGGACUAUGUCUGAAACUUUUUGUUGUGCAAGACCAUUACAUUGGCCUGGAAAAGUCUUUCUUUUAACAUUUGUUUAGACGCUUACAUUAUAUAUGUGAGACAAAAGUAUAGCCUAAUGGAUAAAAUAGAUUAUAUAAUUAAAAUUAUAUAAGGGUCACAUCGACGUGAGUUGCCAAAAUCUGCACACUCACAGAAAAUUCAGGUUUGUUUCAACUCAUGGUUGGGUAAAAUAUUGACAAACCCAGAAACUGCGUUAAAUGAAUCCAUAAAAUGUCAAUAUUUGACCCAACAAUGGGGUGAAACAACCCAACAUUUGUAGAGCGUAUAAAAAUAAGUUGGCUAUGUGUGUUUGAUGUAAAAAGUUGAAAUGUGUUUUUACUAUAUUUUAAGUUAUUAUGAAACUGGUGAAGUGCUAUUCAAAGAGAAAUACAUACUGGAAGUUUAUUUUUGUAUAAAAGAUUGGUUAAAUAACAAUGUGAUUAUUGGAGAUUAUGUUGUUUAACAACACGUUUAUUGUCCAGGUGUUGUGUCUCUGUGUCUUAAUGUGAAUGAUAUGCUACAGUGUAAUACUGUUUAUAAUGUGGUCAUAAAAUGGCUUAAAAUGA
Molecule: messenger RNA, 1928 nt
Organism: Paramisgurnus dabryanus
Lineage: Eukaryota; Metazoa; Chordata; Actinopteri; Cypriniformes; Cobitidae
Source: RefSeq, a predicted model, not a curated record